Periconia digitata is the source of this 1370-nucleotide messenger RNA. The record is from the annotation of a GenBank genome assembly. Lineage: Eukaryota; Fungi; Ascomycota; Dothideomycetes; Pleosporales; Periconiaceae.
CUUCAGCUCCCACACAAAAGUCUUUAUACAAAUCCCACUUCUACUUCAACCAGCUUCUUUUUCUUAACACUUCCUCGCACCUGCAAUUCACCUGAUCAAGCCACAUUCUCGACCAUAUCCCCACUCCCGCAAUGCUCUCCAAACGCGUUGCAUCCAACGUUACCAGUGUUGCUCGCUGCACACGUCGACCCGUUCCCCGAAUCCCAGCAAAUGCACGACUCCGCACACAAAACUCCCGUUUCCAAUCGACCUCCUCGGGUAGCAGCAGCGGUGCUAGCUCCAGCUCACCAGCCCUCAUCGGCGGUGUGGCUGGCUCCCUCGCCACCUUCUCAAUCGGCUAUCUCUGGUACCGACAGUCAGGAGCACAAGACCUGUUAGCCGCAACCAAAACCACAAAAGACUACCUCAACACCACCUCCAAAAAGCUAAAAGACUCAACGCCGGAGCCCAACGAAGCGCUCCAAUGGCUUCGACACACCGCUCACAGCUACGCCGUCUUCAUCCCGGGGGCCCGGGGUUACAUCGAUGCCGCUUUCAAUGACCUAGAUGCCAUCCGCUCUAAGCACGGCCAGGAAGUGGACGACAUCGUGAAAGAGGCGUACACGGAACUCCAAGGCUUGGCCAAGGAUGGCGAUCUCUCGCUUCUCACAGCGCAGAAGGCAUGGAGUGUGCUUGUCAAACAUCUUGGCCGCAUCGGCGACCUCGCAGGCGAUGCCUCGCAGCAGAUCCUCGACAACCACCCCUCACUCAAGGAGAAGGUUGGUGGGAACAUUGAUAAGCUGAAGCAAAUGGGCGAUAACUACGGACCCGAGGCCAAGAAGGAGCUCGACAAGACAUGGCAGCAAAUCAGCGACAUUGUCAAGAUGGGCCUCAGCGCAGAAAACAUUGAGAAGAUCAGGAAAACGGUACAGGAGAAAGUCGACCUCAUGAAGCGCUACGGCGACGAGGCCUGGGAAAAGGGCAUGGAGCAGGCGAAGCCAUACUUGGAAAAGAACCCGCAGGUCAAGAAACUCGUCGAGGAAAACGCCGACAAGCUCAAGCAAGGCAACGUGCAGGAACUCUACCAGAAAGUCAAGCAGGCCGUUGAGUCUGGCUCCAUGGGUGAUUUGGAAUCGUAUGUCAAGUCCGCGGCUAACAAGGCCAAGGACUCGGGCAUAGGAGGCGGCAUCGAGCAGUAUCUGAACAAGAUUCCGGGUGGUGAUCAAAUCCUGCCCAAGCUCACGCAGCUCCAACAGGCGGCGGAGAAGCACGGUGAUGAGGCGCAGAAGCUGCUCAAGGACGCCGUCAAGGAGAUUGAAGAGGUGUUGAAGAAGAAGGGCAGCGAGGCGGAGAAGCUGGCGAACAAGGCCAAAGAGGAGACGAAGAAAUAG